Messenger RNA from Heterocephalus glaber (naked mole-rat), 1115 nucleotides. It is a transcript of the gene Emc8, whose product is annotated as ER membrane protein complex subunit 8. Gene Ontology annotation, cellular component: EMC complex. NCBI's taxonomy places the organism in Eukaryota, Metazoa, Chordata, Mammalia, Rodentia, Bathyergidae. The record is from RefSeq and is a predicted model, not a curated record.
CCGGCGAGGAGCGCGAGCGGAGUCGGGGCCGCGGUUCUGAGGAGCGGGAGACGGCCGUCCUGGGUCCGCGCCAGGGCCAGCCGCCGCCUCUUCUCGCUUCUCCGUUGAGGCGCCGCGCGGCCGGACAGGGCGUCCAGCCUCCGCCGCGCAGCCGGGGCCUCCGGGGCCCGCCGGGCUCAGCAUGCCCGGGGUGAAGCUGACCACCCAGGCCUACUGCAAGAUGCUGCUGCACGGCGCCAAGUACCCGCACUGCGCCGUCAACGGGCUGCUCGUGGCCGAGAAGCAGAAGCCGCGCAAGGACCACCUCCCGCCGGGCGGCCCCCACACCCUCUUCGUGGACUGCAUCCCCCUCUUCCACGGCACGCUGGCCCUGGCGCCCAUGCUGGAGGUAGCCCUCACCCUGAUUGAUUCAUGGUGCAAAGAUAAUAGCUAUGUGAUUGCUGGUUAUUAUCAAGCUAAUGAACGAGUAAAGGAUGCCAGUCCCAACCAGGUCGCAGAGAAGGUGGCCUCCAGAAUCGCCGAGGGCUUCGUGGACACCGUGCUCGUCAUGGUGGACAACACCAAGUUCACGAUGGACUGCGGCACGCCCACAAUCCAUGUGUAUGAGCACCAUGAGAACAGGUGGCGGUGCAGAGACCCACACCAUGACUACUGUGAAGACUGGCCGGAGGCCCAGAGGAUCUCGGCGUCGCUCCUGGACAGCCGGUCCUAUGAGACGCUUGUGGAUUUCGACAACCACCUGGACGACAUUCGGAAUGACUGGACAAACCCAGAGAUCAACAAGGCCGUCCUGCACCUGUGCUAGGGCCACGGAGCCGGCUACCGGGCACUGCCUGUGUUCUGCAGAGCAAGAACACUGUAGCCUGGUGCAGAGCCGCAGCCACCUGUGCCAGGUCUGGGCAGGGCACCUGUCGCCUCGACGCCACGCGGGCUGAGGGAGAGUGUGCAGCCCGCCCUGCGAGUUCUCUCGAAGUCAUGCGUUGCUAUCAGCUUCCAAAUCGGCUCUUUCUGCUUGUCCAAGAUUGUUCUAUUAAAGUUUUAACUAACCUUUUAUAAUCUGGGGAGGAUACUUUUUAAGGCUUAUGAACUAUUAAAAACAAAGCCCACGUCUUACA